Mesoplodon densirostris (Blainville's beaked whale) is the source of this 4737-nucleotide messenger RNA. It is a transcript of the gene MROH2B, whose product is annotated as maestro heat like repeat family member 2B. The record is from RefSeq and is a predicted model, not a curated record. Gene Ontology annotation, cellular component: acrosomal vesicle; cytoplasm. Lineage: Eukaryota; Metazoa; Chordata; Mammalia; Artiodactyla; Ziphiidae.
AUGGACACAGAGGAAUCUGCAGAGAUUUUUGGAGAGAUUAACCUCACUCUCAACAUGCUGAACAAGGAAGGUAAUAUUAGCAAGGAAGACAUUUAUGGUCAUCUCACUUCCCUUCUUCAGAAUACUGACAUCUUGGAUGACGCAAUUGUCCAAAGGUUGAUUUAUUACACUUCUAAUGACAUAAGAGAUGACAAUAUCCUCAGAGAAAUCAGAAUGCUAGCUGGGGGGGUGUUGGUGUCUCUCACUGAACAUGAUUUCAACUCUGUGAUGUAUGAAGUACAAAGUAACUUCAGGAUCCUGGAGCUACCAAAUGAAUUCGUUGUGCUUGCCCUGGCUGAACUGGCAAUGAGCUACAUGUCCCAGAGCAUUCCCUUCAUGAUGAUGAUCCUGCUUACCAUGCAAACCAUGCUCAGGUUGGCCAAGGAGGAAAGGAUGAAGGGAGCUUUCUGUAUCACCCUUGAGAAGUUCAGCAGAGCCAUUUACAAGUAUGUCAACCACUGGAGAGACUUCCCCUACCCCAGAUUGGAUGCCAAUCGCCUCUCUGACAAAAUCUUCAUGCUGUUCCGGUAUAUCAUGGACAAGUGGACAGCAAUGACCUCGCCCACACAAAUUUUGGCCAUCAUUAAGGCUCACAGCCCCACGGUGAGCCUGCUGCUCCAUCGGGAAGACCUCUGUUAAUUCGCCCUGGGCCAGGUCUCUUGUCUCCUGAAGCAGUAUAAAUACAAAGAGAUUGAUUUCCAUUCACUCAGUCUAAGACAGAUAUUGACCGCGGCAGUCCUUUAUGACAUUAGCCUUCCAAAGGCCUUGAGGAAGACCGUCUUUAUCAAUUUACUCCACCAGGUGUGCAGAGUUCUAGAUCCUCCAGUAAAGAAAAAUGAAAUCGAAGCUUCAGACUGUUUCCUCAUUCUAGCCCAUUCCAGCCCUGCAGAACUGAUAGAAUUUUUUGAUGAACAAAUGAGAAGUAAUAAUGAAGCCACUCGAAUGGGAAUCUUGACUUUGUUAAUAUCGGCUAUCAGUGCUGAAGAGCCCCAGUUGGGAGAUCACAUCACUUCAAUUGAAAAAACAGUCAAAGUCAUCAUGGGCGACCUUAGUAUUAAAGUGAGGAAUUCCACCCUCCUCCUCAUCCAAACCAUGUGUGGAAAAUGCUAUAUUGAAGCCCAGGAAGGCGGGCCACUGAUUGACUACAUCUUCUCCCAGUUUACAAUGUCCAACAAGAAUCUGGAGAAUCCAAUACAGCCUAACUCCCAGGAGACCAAAAAGGGAGAGAAAUGUAUCCAAGAAAAAAGCCUGGAGGUCUUAAAAACCCUGGAUCCACUGAUCAUUGGAAUGCCUCAGGUGCUAUGGCCAAGAAUCCUGACUUUUGUGGUACCUGCAGAAUAUAUGGGAACGCUGAAAUACCUGUUUAAUAUAAUCAGAAUUCUGUUUAUGGCAGAGGAGAGGGAGAAGAAGAAUGCCAAGGAGUCAACAGCACUUGUCAUCUCUACAGGAGCUGUGAAACUUCCUUCACCACAACAGCUACUGGCCAGACUUCUGGUAAUAUCUAUGCUUGCCAGUUUAGGGAAAUUACGUGGGGUCGGUUCAAUAGGACUUUUGAAGAUAUUGCCUGAGAUAAUUCACCCAAAUUUGGUAGAGCUAUGGAAAACACGCAUACCUGAGCUCCUGCAGCCUCUGGAAGGAAAGAACACUAGUAUCAUGCUGUGGGAGACCCUCCUACAACGGUUGCUCAAAGAGUUGUUAUGGAAGAUCAAUGACAUAGCCUGGACCAUUCAACUGAGUCAGGAUUUCAACCAGCAAAUGGACAGUUAUCACAAAUUUCUUUGGAAAGCCUUGGGAACCACCUUAGCAUCCUGCCAAGACACAGGCUUUGUAAGCUCACAGAUUAAGGAAUCUCUGGCUGCUCCCAACCACCUGGGGUAUCAACACCAGGGAAUAACAUCUAUCUUAGGAUACUGUGCUGAGAACCACUUUGAAAUUGUUUUAAAAGUUCUUAAAAUAUUCCAAGAUCGGGAAACGUUUUUCAUGAAUUGAUGCAAGGGUAUUUUCUCUGGGAAAAAGAGGCUGACCAAGACUGACGUCAUGGUAAUCUAUGGAGCCAUGGCCCUCCAUGCUCCCAAGAGGCAGCUCCUCACCAGGCUUUAUCAAGACAUUGUAUCCCAAGUCCUGUUUCUUUAUGGCCAGUGCUCUCAGGUUCUGGGCAUGGCUGUGAUGAACAAGGACAUGGAUCUGCAGAUGAGUUUUAUAAGAAGUAUCACGGAAAUUGGCAUUGCUGUCCAAGGUGCUGAGGAUGAGAAGUUCAAGUUUUCCUACAAGGAGGUGCUGCUGGGUUACAUGCUGGACUUCAUCAGGGAUGAGCCCCUGGAUUCCUUGGCUAGCCCUGUUCGGUGGAAAGCCUUAAUCGCCAUCAGAUACCUCAGUCAACUGACACCUCAGCUCUCACUGAAUGACCAUCUCAAUGUUCUUGAGGAGAACAUUCGGGAGCUGCUGUCCCUUCCACUGCUGGAAAAACUCAAAAAUGAGGGCAAGACAGACAAGGACAAGGAGCACAUUCAUUUUCUCUACGAACGAUCCAUGGAUGCUCUGGGGAAGCUGCUGAGGACCAUGAUGUGGGAUAACGUGAAAGCAGAGGACUGUCAAGAGAUGUUCAACCUUCUCCGGAUGUGGCUUGUUUCACAAAAAGAGUGGGAAAGGGAAAGAGCCUUCCAGAUCACCGCGAAAGUGCUGACAAAUGAUAUUGAGGCACCAGAGAACUUUAAAAUCGGCUCACUCCUCGGCCUCCUGGUUCCUCACUCCUGUGACACCCUGCCCUCCAUCCGCCAGGCGGCUGCUAGCUCGGCUAUUGGUCUGUUCUGCAUAAAAGGACCUCUCUGCCAGGACACUGGAAGACUACAGGACUUGCAGGAAGGGCUGUAAUGUGAUGAUGUGCAGGUCCAGAUCAAGAUUUCCUCCAAAAUAGCAAAGAUCGUCAGUAGACUCAUCCCAAGUAAAGAAAUGCUCAUGUUCCUGAGGGAAACGCUGGAUGGUCUGGAGAGCCUCAACCCCACGUGUACAAAGGCAUGUGGCAUCUGGAUGAUCGCUGCACUGAAAGAGCAGGGAGCUGCUUUAGAAGAUCAGCUGUUGGAGAUCUUGGGCAUAAUUUACCAUCACAUGCCGGUCCUCAGACAAAAGGGGGAAAGUUUUCAGUUUAUGCUGGAAGCCAUCUCCCAAAUAGCCAGCUUUCACAUGGAUGCAGUUGUUGCCAACCUUUUACAGAAACCUCUGCCCUUUGACAGGGACACAAAGACACUGUGGAAGGCUCUGGCUGAGAACCCAGGCUCCAGUGGCAAACUCUUGCGAGCCUUAAUAGACAAAUUGGAGAAUGAGUUAGAAGAUGACCUCGCGGGGACAGAGGCGAUCUCGGUGGCCUGUGCAAUUUAUGAAGUGGUGUCGAUAGGCACCCCUGUCGCAGGCCUGUACUCAAAGAUGUUCACCCUUUUCCUGAAGCUGGUCAGCUGCACACUGGGCCAGAAGAUGCCCAUGUCGACCCUAAACCGCCGCUGGCGGGUGAUGCAGCAUGGGGAGUGGCAGCAGAUCGCAGACCCCUGCAGGCUCUCGACUACAACUCUGAAGUGUGUGCAGGCCCAGGCCAUGAAAGAAGGGCUGGCCAAAGAAUCUGACGAGGGGGACAACAUGUGGACCCUCCUCAGCAGUCCCAGUAUGCACCACAUAGGAGUCUGUGCACUGGCCAGGAGCGUGGCAGCGUGGCAGCACAGAGUCAUUCCGGACAUCACGGAACAACUCUUCCCAUCCCUGACCUCCUCCUGGAACUACUGGAUAACGGGCACAGCUUUCCUCUCUGAGCUCAUGAAGGAGCCAAUCCUUUGGAAGCAUGGGAAUCUACAGGAUGUGCUGAUCUUGAUGGAUCAGAGUGCCUGGGACUCCAACGCCAUUCUGAGGCAAAUGGCCAUCCGAGGGCUCAGUAAUACUGCUUCUAGAGCCCCUCACAAGCUAAAGAAGCACAAGCAGAUAAUGUUAGAAUCUAUCAUCAGAGGCCUCUAUCACCUAGCCCGCACCGAGGUGGUCUGUGAAAGCUUGAAGGCUCUAAAAAAGAUCCUGGAGCUGCUCACAGACCGAGAUGUAAGCUUCUACUUCAAAGAAAUAGUGCUGCAAACAAGAACCUUCUUUGAAGACGAGCAGGAUGAUGUGAGGCUGACUGCCGUCCUCUUAUUUGCGAAUCUGGCAUCCCUAACAGGAAGAAGGUGGAAGAUUUUUUUUGCUGAAGAAAUAAAAAAGAGCAUGAUUUCAUUCCUUCUCCACCUCUGGGAUCCCAAUCCCAAGAUGAGAACUGCUUGCCGUGAUGUCCUGAUCACCUGCAUUCCUUUUCUGGGCCUCCAGGAACUCUAUGGGGUAUUAGAUCAUCUCCCUAAUGGUCAGGAUCUACCAAGGGCCAGGGAUUUCUACAGGCAAUUCUGUGCGAACCUGGCAAAGAAAACCCAAGAAAUCCUGUGGAUCCUCCACACACACUCAUUCACCUUCUUCAGCAGCAGCUGGGAGCUGAUCAGAAGUGCGGCCACCAAACUCACAGACACCGUUGUUCUCAAUUUGACCUACCAAUAUGUGGAGUUAAUAGACAGAGAACAGCUGACCACACGUGAGGCUCCAAGCACUCGACAAGACCCCUGCAUGAGUGUCCAGAGAGCAGCCGAAGCUGCCUUGCAGACCCUCCUAAGAAGGUGCAAAGAGAUGAGCAUCCAUCUAUAA